Molecule: messenger RNA, 2292 nt
Organism: Myotis davidii
Lineage: Eukaryota; Metazoa; Chordata; Mammalia; Chiroptera; Vespertilionidae
Gene: ALDH4A1
Product: aldehyde dehydrogenase 4 family member A1
Exons: 16
Coding region: 39-1730 (563 amino acids)
Molecular function (GO): L-glutamate gamma-semialdehyde dehydrogenase (NAD+) activity
Source: RefSeq, a predicted model, not a curated record
GGUACACUGUCCCGAGAACAGCCUCACCGCGAGCUGAGAUGCCGCCGCUGCCGCCCGUGCUUCGCCGCGCCCUGCUGGUCCGCCCCUGGAGUGGGGCCAGGCUUCGGUGGAAACACGCCUCCUCCGUGAAGGUGGCCAAUGAGCCCGUCUUGGCGUUCACCAAAGGCAGCCCCGAGCGAGAUGCACUGCAGAAGGCCUUGAAGGACCUGAAGGGCCAGACCGAAGCCAUCCCGUGCGUGGUGGGGGAUGAGGAGGUGUGGACCUCAAACGUGCAGUACCAGGUGUCGCCCUUUAACCAUGGACACAAGGUGGCCAAGUUUUGCUAUGCAGACAAGGCCCUGCUCAACAAAGCCAUUGAGGCCGCCUUGGCCGCCAGGACGGAGUGGGACCUGAAGCCUGUCACAGUCCGGGCCCAGAUCUACCUGAAAGCAGCAGACAUGCUGAGCGGGCCGCGCAGGGCAGAGGUCCUUGCCAAGACCAUGGUGGGACAGGGUAAGACAGUGAUCCAAGCGGAGAUCGACGCGGCAGCCGAGCUGAUCGACUUCUUCCGAUUCAACGCCAAGUUUGCCGUGGAGCUGGAGGGGGAGCAGCCCCUCAGCGUGCCGCCCAGCACCAACAGCGUGGUGUACCGGGGGCUGGAGGGCUUUGUGGCGGCCAUCUCCCCUUUUAACUUCACUGCGAUUGGCGGCAACCUGGCGGGGGCGCCGGCCUUGAUGGGCAAUGUGGUCCUUUGGAAGCCCAGUGACACGGCCAUGCUGGCCAGCUACGCCGUCUACCGCAUCCUCCGCGAGGCUGGCCUGCCCCCCAACAUCAUCCAGUUUGUGCCAGCUGACGGGCCCACAUUUGGGGACACGAUUACCAGCUCAGAGCACCUGUGCGGCAUCAACUUCACAGGCAGCGUGCCCACCUUUAAAAACCUGUGGAAGCAGGUAGCCCAGAACCUGGAUCGCUAUCGCACCUUCCCACGCCUGGCCGGAGAGUGCGGUGGGAAGAACUUCCACUUUGUGCACCGCUCAGCGGACGUGGACAGCGUGGUGAGCGGGACCCUGCGCUCAGCCUUCGAGUACAGUGGCCAGAAGUGCGCGGCCUGCUCCCGCCUCUACGUGCCUCACUCGCUGUGGCCUCAGAUCAAAAAGCGGCUGCUGGAGGAGCACAGCAGGAUCAAAGUGGGCGACCCUGCAGAAGACUUCGGGACCUUUUUCUCUGCAGUGAUUGAUGCCAAGUCCUUUGGUCGCAUCAAGAAGUGGCUGGAUCACGCCCGCUCCUCACCCAGCCUCACUGUUCUGGCGGGCGGCAAGUGGGACAACUCUGUGGGCUACUUCGUGGAGCCCUGCAUUGUGGAGAGCAAGGACCCUCAGGAGCCCAUCAUGAAGGAGGAGAUCUUCGGGCCUGUGCUGACCGUGUACGUCUACCCAGACGACAAGUACAGGGAGACACUGCGGCUGGUGGACAGCACUACCAGCUACGGCCUCACGGGGGCAGUGUUCGCCCAGGAUAAGGACGUUGUCCGGGAGGCCACCGAGAUGCUGAGGAACGCUGCCGGCAACUUCUACAUAAACGACAAGUCCACUGGCUCGGUGGUGGGCCAGCAGCCCUUUGGGGGAGCCCGAGCCUCUGGAACCAAUGACAAGCCCGGGGGGCCCCACUACAUCCUGCGGUGGACGUCGCCCCAGGUCAUCAAGGAGACCCACAAACCUCUGGGGGACUGGCGCUACUCAUACAUGCAGUGAGCCCCUCGGCGCCUCCGCCGUCCACCUGUCUGUCCGUCCAGGAGCCAGUGGGUACCUGUGCCUGACCUUAAGCCUUAGAUGCCCAUGUGCCUUUCUCCAGGGCUCCUGCCUGCCCAUGUGAUUCCUGACCGUCUCCAUGUGGUGAGGCUGGGGGGCCGUUGGAGGCCACCUGCCAAGAUGUGGGACAUGCUGGUCCUUUGUGUUGGGGCUGGGAUUUUGGAAACUGUGGAUGGGCCCAGCCUCCAGGACGGCCGCCCUCAGCUGCAUUUGCCUGGUUUCCCUGUGGGAGCUCAGUUCCCACUGGCUGUGGUAGCACAGGCCCAGGUAGACGUUGCUCCCACUAUCCCAGCCCCUGAGACCUACCCUAGGUCCCCAUCCUGCCAGGACCUGGGAUUGCCUGUAGAAUCUUCUUCCUUUGCAUGCGAGUGGCUUUGCGUGGACUGGUGUUGGGGGGCCUGUUCUUUGUCUGAUGCAGCCAGUCGGUGGACUCUCUAGCCCAGUGGUCCGCAAACUGUGGCUCAUGAGCCACAUGCGACUCUUUGGCCCCUUGAGUGUGGCCACG